CCUCUCACUCUCUCUCUCUCUCUACCCUUGUCUCAUCAAUAACACUGUCCCUUGCUCAAAGAUUCCAAUUCCCAGCACCAAAAUCAAUUCACCAGAAAGGGAUGUUUCCACGCUUCGAUUCAAUCAUGUCCCAACCUUCAAAGAAAGAUAUUGGGAAAUACUAAGAAACAUCAGUCUUGAAAAUUCAAACAAAAAGGGUUUGGUUUUCUCCUACAACUUCAUGUCCCAAAGCUUCCAGCAAAGUAUCUACAGCUUUCCAAAUGCAUACGAACGAUCCGCGGCUGCGAACGAGUGGGUGAUGAGAGAGCAAGGCGGCGGCUUUGAGGCACCGCCGCCGCCGGUGUUCGAUGCCGGAGGGAUGCUGACAGAGAUUAUGAACCGUCCGUGGCAGAAACCCGGCGGCGGCGGAGCCACGGAAGAUCAGAUCCAGCCCAGCCACAAACACCACCUCUCAGCUCUAGCUGAUAAUGAACUAUCAUUCACGAAUCCACAAGUUAAACCCUCUAAUCUAGAAGGGUUUCACUUAAUCAGCCCUAUUAAUCCAGUUUCCGACAUGCAGCCGCCGCCGUCUCAGAUGAGUUGGAUCGGCGGUGGGGGCCACGAGGCGGAGGGACAAGGCCUCUCUUUGUCUCUCUCCUCUUUGCGGAAUUUGGAAGCCAACAAAUUCGAAAAAAUGAAUGUGGGAAACGGGGAAUUAUACUUCCAUGGAAGCAAUUCUUAUCCAUUGGGAGAUCCGAUGAUGUUUGGGGCUCACGAAAAUCAGAUUCAUUUGGGGUAUGUGGAAUCUUCAAGAAGCACGACGUUGCUCAGGAAUUCUUUGUAUUCGAAGGCUGCGCAAGAAUUGCUGAUGGAAUUCUGCAGUGUGGGGAAUGGGAGAGAGAAUCGGAUUGUGAAGAAACAAGGCAGAAACCCUAAUUUGGCAUCCGAUGAUAACGGCGGUGAUGUGUCUUCUUCAAAUCACCACUCCUUAUCCCCUUCUGAGAGAACUGAGUACCAAAGAAGAAAAAUUAAGCUUCUCUCCAUGCUCGAUGAGGUGGAUGAGAGAUACAUGAAAUACAGCGAGCAGAUGCAGGCGAUGGUGAACUCAUUCGACGCCGUGGCGGGGGAAGGCGCAGCCGCGGCGUACACGGGGCUAGCGCGGCGGGCGAUGUCGCAGCACUUCCGGAGCAUGAAGGACGCGGUGGAGUGCGAGGUGAAGGAAUGCUUGACGGCGCUGGGUGAGAAGGAGGUGGGGAUCACAAAGGGGGAGACACCGCGGCUGAAGGCAGUGGAGCAGAAGUAUCGGCGCCAGAAAGCCCUUCAGCUGCAGCAUAUGGGGAUGGGGACGAUGGAUCACGACUCGUGGCGACUCUUAAAGAUGGUAAUCGAGAGAGGCGAUAAGGUGGGGCCGCCGGUGGUAUGGUUACCUUCUGUCCAAGCCCGAGCGACCGCGGCUGACGCCGUUGCUGUUUCUUCGUUAUUUCCGUUGCUGUUCGUCGGACGGUUAAUCCCCGUCGGUUUCGGCUUGUUGGAGCUGCCCGCUAUGUUGACGGCGUUGGUAGCUCGGUCGCCGAUUGCUGAUGCCGCCGUCGCCCUGCCUCCUCCAUUUCGGUUCCGAUUCUGUUUCGAUUUCUUCAUGUCUUCCCACCAAUCGGGAAAUCCGUGGAGAUGGAAGCAUGUUUCAGCGGUAUGUUUCUUCCCUCCACAGUGGUUGCAUGUUAAUCUGCUCUUGUCUGCGUUUUGGUGGAAUUUGGGCGGCGGUGGUCUGCUCCGGUCGAUUGCUGCUAAUCCGGCACCGAUUCCUGUUUCUUGUGAGUCGCCUGUGGGUUUGAGAACCCGUUCAUUGGCUGAUUCACGCCUAACCAUUGCAUAUGCGUUUCUUACUGUGGGUACCGGCUCUUUGUUUAAGAUCUCCCUCUUUAUGGUAUCGAUUCGGAUCCCUUUCAUCGAUAGAGAUCCAGAGGCUUUGAAACUUGUUCCACAGGCAUUCGAGACUCAUGUUUCCUUGCUUCAUGUUGUUUUAAAAAAGGCCGGGAAAGGUAUAUCCGGGACGCGACCGCAGCGGGGACUGCCGGACCGGUCCGUCACCAUUUUGAGGGCGUGGCUCUUCGAGCAUUUCCUCCAUCCGUAUCCAACUGAAGCAGACAAACAUUUGCUGUCUAGACAGACAGGUUUAUCGAAAAAUCAGGUAUCAAAUUGGUUUAUAAAUGCUAGGGUUCGACUGUGGAAGCCAAUGGUGGAAGAAAUGUACCAACAAGAAUUCAAAGAAGCUGCUGCAGCCAAUGAUGCAGAAACCAUUGCACCAAAAAGGGACCCUUCAGAAACCACCUCAUCCGCCGGUGGAAAUGCGGCUGCCGGAGAAGUUUCGCUUACUUUGGGACUCCGGCGUUCCGAAAAUGUGCCAAUUAUGAGCCAUCUCUCAGUUAGGGAUUUCGGGGCUUAUGAAUAACUGCCAAUUAUUGAGUUUUUGAAAAGCGUCGAAAUUUAACUGUAUGUCACGUUACUUACUGUUUCUAUAAAGGUAUAAAGUGAGUGUAAUAAGGAGAAAUUGUAUAGAUAGAGGUGACUGGUGAGAUGAAAUGAUUUUGCACUUAUGGUAUGGAUAUCUAUAUAACUUUUUCUA
Messenger RNA from Salvia splendens (bonfire salvia), 2602 nucleotides. Its product is annotated as BEL1-like homeodomain protein 4. The transcript has 10 exons. The record is from RefSeq and is a predicted model, not a curated record. NCBI's taxonomy places the organism in Eukaryota, Viridiplantae, Streptophyta, Magnoliopsida, Lamiales, Lamiaceae. Gene Ontology annotation, biological process: regulation of DNA-templated transcription. The coding region runs from base 221 to 2428 and encodes 735 amino acids. Gene Ontology annotation, molecular function: DNA binding.